This is a messenger RNA of Ixodes scapularis (black-legged tick), 1055 nucleotides long. Its product is annotated as aconitate hydratase, mitochondrial-like. NCBI's taxonomy places the organism in Eukaryota, Metazoa, Arthropoda, Arachnida, Ixodida, Ixodidae. Gene Ontology annotation, biological process: tricarboxylic acid cycle. Bases 1 to 825 code for a protein of 274 amino acids. Gene Ontology annotation, molecular function: 4 iron, 4 sulfur cluster binding; aconitate hydratase activity. The record is from RefSeq and is a predicted model, not a curated record. Gene Ontology annotation, cellular component: mitochondrion; cytosol. The transcript has 7 exons.
AUGCGCACAGUGCAAUGCAAGCGUCCUAGCGAGCGAGAGAAGUUCAAGCUGGAGAGCCCCCGUGGGGACGAGCUUCCCCAGCGGGGCUUCGACCCAGGGGAGGACACGUACCAGGGCCCCCCCAAGGACGGCACUGGUGUGUCGGUGGACGUGGACGUCAAGAGCCAGCGCUUGCAGCUCCUGGCCCCCUUCGACAAGUGGGACGGCAAGGACCUAGAGGACAUGGUCAUCCUCAUCAAGGUGAAGGGCAAGUGCACCACCGACCACAUCAGUGCGGCCGGGCCGUGGCUCAAGUACAGGGGUCACCUGGACAACAUCUCUAACAACAUGUUCAUCGGGGCCAUCAGUGAGGAGAGUGGGGAAGCCAACAAGGUCCAGCACCGGCAGACUGGCGAGUGGGGCGGAGUGCCAGACACUGCACGGAAGUACAAGGCGGCCGGCGUCAAGUGGUGCGUGGUCGGCGACGAGAACUACGGCGAGGGCAGCAGCCGGGAACACGCGGCUCUGGAGCCCCGGCACUUGGGAGGCCGCGCCAUCAUCGUCAAGAGCUUCGCCAGGAUCCACGAAACGAACCUGAAGAAGCAGGGUCUGCUGCCGCUGACCUUCCAGAACCCCGCAGACUACGACAAGAUCAAGUCGGACGACAAGCUUUCCCUACUGGGGCUGAAGGACCUCGCACCCGGGAAGCCCGUCAAGUGCGAGAUCAAGCACAAGGACGGUUCUAAGGACAGCUUCCUGCUGAACCACACCAUGAACGCCACGCAGCUCGAGUGGUUCCGUGCCGGCAGCGCCCUCAACCGCAUGGCGGAGGUUAAGGUCAAGUAGAGGUCGAGUCUUCCACUACAACCGCAGCACUUUCAAAACGCAUCCAGGCUCUUUCCUCGUUCUCGUAGUUCCCCUAGCAAGCAGCAGCUUCGGCAACUGGGAAGCGCCGGACCACUCUACAUGGCCCAUUGUACCAUAAGAGAAGAGACAUAGUUCCCGCGUCCACGUUUCCCUCGACGCAGAAAAUAAUAAAUGAAAUGCGGCUACCGCCGAAGGAGCCACGUGUGUGA